Messenger RNA from Danio aesculapii, 7723 nucleotides. It is a transcript of the gene egfra, whose product is annotated as epidermal growth factor receptor a (erythroblastic leukemia viral (v-erb-b) oncogene homolog, avian). Gene Ontology annotation, molecular function: epidermal growth factor receptor activity; ATP binding; epidermal growth factor binding. The record is from RefSeq and is a predicted model, not a curated record. Gene Ontology annotation, biological process: positive regulation of kinase activity; protein phosphorylation; positive regulation of epithelial cell proliferation. Bases 148 to 3414 code for a protein of 1088 amino acids. Gene Ontology annotation, cellular component: signaling receptor complex; basal plasma membrane. The transcript is spliced from 26 exons. Lineage: Eukaryota; Metazoa; Chordata; Actinopteri; Cypriniformes; Danionidae.
GCGCGCAGGAGGAGGAGGAGCUGUCAAAGUUUACAGCCGAGUUUCCUCAAGAAUACGCGAAGACGAGACCUCUGAACGCUUACAAAGCCUGGAACGAAGAGCCCUUCAAAGUAUGGAGUGAAGCCCGAGAGCUUACAAACGCAAAUAAUGGCAGGACCAACUGAAAUCGGAUUGUUUUUUACCUUAUUGCUCUCCGGGAGCUUCUGCGCGACGCCGGAAAAGAAAGAAUGCAUUGUUCAUUUUUAUGUCUUAGAAAUACUGAAGGGUGGAGUAAAAUUUACCAAGAACAUUCAUUUAUGUAACGUGGAGACCAUCAAGUGGACCGACAUCCUGAACAUGAAGAGCCAGCCUACAAUAGAGGAUGAUUGGAUGAAUCUUAAAAGAAACUGUAACGAAAAGUGCGAUCCAAGCUGUUUCAAUGGUUCCUGCUGGGGCACCGGACCCGACAAGUGCCAAAGAAUGACGAAGGUGAUCUGUGCGGAGCAGUGUUCGGGGAGGUGUAAAGGACCCAAACCCAUUGACUGCUGUAAUGAACACUGUGCUGCUGGAUGCACUGGACCCAAACCUACAGACUGCCUGGCCUGUAAGGACUUCCAGGAUGAAGGGACAUGUAAGGACGCGUGCCCGCGGCUCAUGCUCUACGACCCAAACACACACCAGCUCGCUCCAAACCCGGACGGGAAGUACAGCUUUGGGGCGACGUGCAUCAAGAUAUGCCCACACAACUACGUGGUGACGGAUCACGGGGCCUGUGUGAGAACAUGCAGCCCUGGCACCUAUGAAGUGGAUGAGGGUGGAGUUCGCAAAUGUAAGAGGUGUGAAGGCCUGUGUCCAAAAGUGUGCAAUGGGUUGGGAAUGGGGCCUUUAGCUAACGUCCUGUCAAUCAAUGCCAGCAACAUCGACUCCUUUGAGAACUGCACUAAAAUCAGCGGUGGUGUCGCCAUCCUUAGCACCACAUUCAGCGGUGACCCACAUACUUCCACUCCUGGACUGGAUCCAGCAAAGCUCAGCGUGUUCAGCACUGUCAAAGAAAUCACUGGUUACCUGAUGAUUCAGCAGUGGCCCAAAAGCAUGCAGUCCCUUAGUGCCUUCGAAAACCUUGAGGUCAUCCGAGGACGGACAAAAGUGCAAGGAGCGUUCAGCUUUGCUGUCACCCAGACGGCCAUCACUCAUUUAGGCAUGCGUUCUCUGAGGGAGAUCAGUGACGGGGACGUGUCCAUCUAUAAGAAUAAGAAUCUCUGCUACAGCAGCCCUGAACACUGGAAAGAUCUCUUCAAAUCCAAACAGCAGACUGUCAAAAUGUCCGAAAAUCUGGAUGCUGCCACCUGCGCCAAUCAGAACAGCACAUGUGAUGAGAUGUGCACGGCUGACGGCUGCUGGGGUCCUGGACCCACCAUGUGCUUCGGCUGUGAGCAUUACAGUCGCGGAAAACACUGCGUGGCUUCCUGCAACCUGCUGAAUGGUGAGCCGCGUGAAUAUGAGGUCAAUAAAACAUGCAUGGAAUGCGAUCCUGAAUGUCUGCUCAUGAACGAAACCCAGACCUGCAACGGGCCUGGACCCGACAAAUGUACAGUGUGUGCAAACUAUAAAGACGGACCGCACUGUGUGCAUCGCUGCCCGCAAGGCGUACCAGGAGAGAAAGACACACUCAUCUGGAAAUACGCUGACGUGACACACGUUUGCCAGCCCUGUCAUGAAAACUGCACCCAGGGAUGUACAGGGCCUGAUCUGAAAGACUGCAAAGAUUUCAAAAGCUCUGGUUUGCCGAUGAUCGCUGCUGGAGUUGUCGGAGGUCUACUGGCGUUUGUUAUACUGGCUCUGGGAGUGGCCGUUCUUCUGCGCAGACGCCACAUUAGGAGGAAGAGGACUCUGAGACGACUCCUGCAAGAGAGAGAGCUCGUGGAGCCCCUGACCCCCAGCGGCGAAGCCCCCAAUCAGGCCUUACUGCGCAUCCUCAAAGAGACCGAGUUCAAGAAGAUCAAAGUGCUGGGCUCCGGGGCUUUCGGGACCGUGUACAAGGGCCUUUGGGUUCCAGAAGGAGAGAGUGUGAAGAUCCCCGUCGCCAUCAAGGUCUUACGAGAAGCCACGUCUCCCAAAGCUAACAAGGAGAUAAUGGAUGAGGCGUACGUGAUGGCCAGUGUUGAGCAUCCUCACGUGUGUCGUCUGCUGGGCAUCUGCUUGACCUCCACAGUGCAGCUCAUUACUCAGCUGAUGCCCUACGGCUGCUUGCUGGACUACGUCAGAGAAAACAAGGACCGCAUCGGCUCCCAGCACCUGCUCAACUGGUGCGUGCAGAUCGCUAAAGGUAUGAAUUAUCUAGAAGAGCGCCAUCUUGUGCACCGAGACCUGGCAGCACGUAACGUGUUGGUAAAGACGCCUCAGCAUGUCAAGAUCACCGAUUUCGGCCUCGCCAAGCUGUUAAACGCCGACGAGAAGGAGUAUCACGCAGAUGGAGGAAAGGUUCCGAUUAAAUGGAUGGCGCUGGAGUCCAUUCAGCACAGGACUUACACACACCAGAGUGAUGUCUGGAGCUAUGGUGUCACCGUGUGGGAGUUGAUGACAUUUGGGACAAAGCCUUAUGAUGGGAUUCCUGCAAGUGAAAUUGCCGGAGUUCUGGAGAAAGGGGAAAGACUUCCUCAGCCUCCCAUCUGCACCAUUGAUGUGUACAUGAUCAUGGUCAAAUGUUGGAUGAUUGAUGCUGAGAGUAGACCCCGCUUCAGGGAGCUCAUCGCAGAGUUCACUAAAAUGGCUCGUGACCCGUCCCGAUAUCUGGUCAUUCAGGGUGACGACCGCAUGCAUUUACCCAGUCCUUCUGACUCCAAGUUCUACCGCAGCCUGAUGAGCGGCGAGCUGGACGAGGCCGUGGAUGCAGACGAGUAUUUAGUGCCCAAUCACAGCUUCUUCAGCAGCCCGAGCACGUCCCGCACACAACUGCUGCACUCCGUGAGCCUGAACAGCAGCUUUGGAAACUGCAAUAGUAGAAACGGGAAUGGCUAUCCAGUAAGGGAGAACAGCAUGGUCCUGCGCUACAUCCCGGACCCCACAGAGCGCUUUCAGGAGGGAGACUUUCAGCCUGCGCCGGGCUAUAACGAAUAUAUGAACCAGAAUGAGUCCAGCAUGAGCAACCCGGUGUACCAGCAGCCCCACGGACCCCUGCGGACCCUCCUGCACUCCUCACCUGCGCUGGACGAGACGGAGGAGGAGUAUCUGAACUGCUUCAAGAGCCCGGCUCCGGCUUCAGUGGUGGAGUAUCUGAACACAUCCCACACACAGCUGCUCUCCACAAAGCCCUUCUUCAGCAUGGACAACCCCGACUACCAGCAGGACUUCUGCCCGCUGGAGCUCAAAACACACACCAACGGGCACCUGCCGGCCGCACAGAACCAGGAGUACAUGGGCCUGGAGGUGCACUAGCAGAUCACUUUUAAAUUAGAGGCUUUAAUAAAGCCGAGAGAUGCAAGGACCUCUGUUUAUAGGCCUUUCUGAACCCAGAUCUGCCGGUUGGAUUGAACAAUUUGAGACUAUUGAUGACUACAGGACAUGUGUAGACUACAGUGAUGCCAGUAGAGACACAUUGGAGUGCUGAAAGACCUUUUUAGGACUUCUGGUUUCAUUCGCUUAUGAUUUUAAUCAGCAAUUUACACCAGUGUAUGUUGCUAGGUGGUGUGUGUAAUCAUUAUCCGUAAUUCAUUCAGAGCCGCUGAAAAGUGUUCGGACACUUCAGUUGAAUGGGAGAAAUGUGUGAAUUUCAUUUAAAAUAUAUAUAAAUUAAGUCAGAUGGACAAUGUUUGAGCACCGAAUUGCGUUAAAAGAUCAUUUGGUCAAUUUGAAAAGCAUGCACUGUUGUUUAAUAUGAUUUUUUUUAUUAUUAUUUUGAUCAAUUUAUAUUUUAUCUGAACAAGAGCACAUUACGUUGAACAAAACCAACAGUUAAACUGACUCUAUUACAAAUAAUUCAAAAUAAAACUUAAUUGGAUCAUUGGGAAGAUUUUACAUCACUUUAUUUAAAUCACAUUGAUCAAUAAUGGCAAUCAAAUGUCACAUUUGCAGAAGUAAAGGUACAUUUUAAAAUAUAUUAAAUAGACAAUUUUUAAAGACCACUGAAAAUAUUCUCAGUUCUUCUGGACUAAAUUCAUUACACCGUAAAACGCCAUUUGUUGGCUUUUCUUUAAAAAUUAAGCCAAUUAGUUAACUUUACAUUUAAAAGUGCGUAAAUCUGUCCGUUUUUAAAGCGAUUAGUUGACUUUAAAAAAUGACUAAACCUGUCACUAUAAAAAGUGACUUGUAAACUUUAUUUUAAAGGUUAAAGGGAUUAGUUGUCUUUACUUUAAAAAGUUAAUGUGAUUAGCUGACUAAAAUUUGAGCGAUUAGCUGGCUUUACUUUUAAAAAAAACCUGUGUGAACCUGUCACUUUUAAAUGAGAAUACUUGACUUCAAAAAAGUUCAAGCGAAUUGUUGACUUUACUUUAAAAAGUGAGUAAAUCUGACUUUGCUUAAAGUCUAUGGUGAUUAGUUGACUUUAAAAAAUGACUAAACCUGUCACUUUAAAAAGUGACUUGUAAACUUUACUUUAAAGGUUAAAGGGAUUAGUUGUCUUUACUUUAAAAGGUUAAUGUAAUUAGCUGACUAAAAUUUGAGCGAUUAGUUGGCUUUACUUUAAAAAAAAACCUGUGAACCUGUCACUUUAAAAUGAGAAUACUUGACUUUACUUAAAAAAAGUUCAAGCGAAUUGUUGACUUUACUUUAAAAAGUGAGUAAAUCUGACUUUGCUUAAAAAGUCUAUGGUGAUUAGUUGACUUUACUUAAAGUUAACAUAAUUAGUUUAAAAUGUAAGCGAUUAGUUGGCUUUACUUAAAUCUUUUUGUAAACGUUUCACUUUUAAAUGAGAUUAGUCGACUUUAUUUUGAAAAGUGAGUAAGCCUGUCACUUUUAGAAACGAUUAGUUCACUUAAAGUUAUUGUGAUUAGUUUACUUUAAAAUUUAAGUGAUUAGUUGGCUUUACUUAAAUCUUUUUGUAAACGUUUCACUUUUAAAUGAGAUUAGUUGACUUUGUUUUGAAAAGUGAGUAAGCCUGUCACUUUUAGAAACGAUUAGUUGACUUUACUUAAAGUUAUUGUAAUUGGUUUACUUUAAAAUGUAAGCAAUUUGUUGGCUUUACUUAAAAAAAAACUGUGAACCUGUCACUUUUAAAUGAGAUUAGUUGACUUUAAAAAAAAAGUUGAAGUGAUUAGCUGACUUUCCUUUAAAAGGUGAGUAAAUCUGGCACUUUUAGAAAUGAUUAGUUAACUUUGCUUGAAAACCUAUGGUGAUUAGUUGACUUCACUUAAAGUUAUUGUAAUUAGUUUACUUUAAAAUGUAAGUGAUUAGUUGGCUUUACUUAAAUCUGUUUGUAAAUGUUUCACUUUUCAAAUGAAUUAGUUGACUUUACUUUAAAAAGUGAGUAAACCUGUCACUUUUAGAAACGAUUAGUUGACUUUACUUAAAGUUAUUGUAAUUGGUUUACUUUAAAAUGUAAGCAAUUUGUUGGCUUUACUUAAAAAAAAACUGUGAACCUGUCACUUUUAAAUGAGAUUAGUUGACUUUAAAAAAAAAGUUGAAGUGAUUAGCUGACUUUCCUUUAAAAGGUGAGUAAAUCUGGCACUUUUAGAAAUGAUUAGUUGACUUUGCUUGAAAACCUAUGGUGAUUAGUUGACUUCACUUAAAGUUAUUGUAAUUAGUUUACUUUAAAAUGUAAGUGAUUAGUUGGCUUUACUUAAAUCUGUUUGUAAAUGUUUCACUUUUCAAAUGAAUUAGUUGACUUUACUUUAAAAAGUGAGUAAACCUGUCACUUUUAGAAACGAUUAAUUGACUUUACUUAAAGUUGUCGCAAUUAGUUUACUUUAAAAUUUAAGUCUAUGUCACUUUAAAGUGACAAAAAAUUGAUUAGUUGACUUUAAAGUGAGUAAACCUGUCGCUUUUAGAAACAAUUAGUUGACUUUGCUUGAAAAGUCUAUGGUGAUUAGUUGACUUUACUAUAAAAAGAUGAAGCAAUUAUUUGACUUUACAUUAUAAAGUAAGCCAGUCACUUUUAAAAGUGAUUAGUUGACUUUGCGUUAAACGGUUAAAGCAGUUAGUUGACUUUACCUAAAAGAAGUUACAGCAGUUAGUUGAAUUUACUGUGGAUGAUUAUUACAAUUAAGUAAUGUCAACUUAACAGUUCUAAGUUACAACAGGUUUACUUAGCAAAGUAACUAAUCGCUUUUUUACACUAAGUAUGUGUUUGAGUAAAAUGUUUAUAUUUGUUUUAUUCGGUAAAGCUCUGGUAAUAUUUCUUCCAAAUAUCAAAUAGAAAUAUUGUAAUUUUUCAGAAAAUAAUAUCAUUGAAAGGGCGACACAGUGGCGCAGUAGGUAGUGCUGUCGCCUCACAGGUGAAUUGGGUAAGCUAAAUUGUCCGUUGUGUAUGUGUGAAUGAGUGUGUGUGGAUGCAACCCAGAGAUGGGUUGCGGCUGAAUGUGCUGGAUAAGUUGGCGGUUCAUUCCGCUGUGGCGACCCCAGAUUAAUAAAGGGACUGAGCCGAAAAGAGAAUGAAUGAAUAUCAUUGAAAAUAUUAAUCUUUUGGAGUUAAAACAUUGGUAUUAUGUUGUUAAUAUUUAUAUUGCAGUUUUUGUUAUUUAAUGCAGAAAUUUGCUCUAAAUGGCGACAUUUUUUAACUUAAAUAGAGAAUAAAAUAAAACAUCAUGUUUUACUCAAAACACCAAAAAAACUUAUGAAAAUCCAGAGAAACUGAGAAAUUUCAAGUGUUUUUUAAAAUAUUUUUUAGUAAUAGUUAUUUUAGUAAUAUAAUAAUAAUAAUAAUAUACAUAUUAAUGACUAAAUUGGAACAUUAGUGUAUCAACAUUUUUAAAAAUGCUAGGUUAUUGAACCCAAUGCUGGAUAAAAUACGGACAAAACCAACCACUGGGUUGUUUAUGUAUAUAUAAAUAUAUGAUUUUCUUGUCAAUAAUAUAUUAUAUAGGACCACAUUUAACCCAUCAUUUGGUCUUGUCUAUAUUUUAGUUAAUAAGCCAGCAUUUUUAGACUUACAUAUUUUCAAAAUUUUAUCAACUUCAACUUAGCGAUAUGUUUGUGUAAAUAAAACUCCCCUUAUUUUGAUAUAAUCUAGUAUGAAUUUAUUUAAAGACAUGUACACAUUUUAGUGCACAUUUAGCAGUAGCUCAAGUGUCUGAACAGAUCUGACGGCUCCUCUAGGCUAUGUAAGCUGAACUCAGAGGCUGUUUGAUGCCUCUCUGCAGUGAAUGAACAUUUAACUCCACAUUGAAAUGUUUUGUUUUUGCCAUACAGUUCUAUGUUCUGUUUUUUGCUGGAAAUGGUGGUCGUGUGGACGGAGCUGCGACGACUGGUACAUGUACAGAACUGUAAUGUAUGUCUGACCGUUUGCAUUAUCAUAUACAGUAAGAGUAUUUUAUCCGUUGUCAUAAACAGCACAUAUUGGGGUCACACUCGUAUAUAUUCCAUUCCUGUUCGUUCGUCACCCUUUAAUUCAGUUCCUGCUUGACUUUUGUAUUAUGAAUGAAAUGAAUCUCACGACGGAACAAACAUAUCAUGAUCUCUACAUGAUGCUAAAGUUGCACAAAUCUAAGUAAUGUUGCUUUCUUCAUUCCUUUUCAAAGCCCUUUCUCUUUUUUCCUCUCGACUUUUGUUAUAUAAGAAGUUAAUUCAAUAAAGACUUCUCGCUUUUUUUAAA